GAUUCACCAGCUGUCAAAUCGAGGGCAGCGCAGCGCGCCGAAGGAGUCUGCCGUGCGUUCACAGCUGCUUGGGUCAUGUGUGCAGUAGCAAUAAUAGCGCAACUUCAUGGCCUGCUUGACGUUUGCAGACCUGAAGAGGUGCGGCUAUGACAGAAACGGCCCACUGAUCGUCCCGAAGUUAUCCUUCAGCCAAGCCUCACGCAACCAACAUCUUCCGAACUCCACGUGCGACUUGUCGCUGGCUAGAACCGCCACGCCAACAUCAUGUCCGAGCCCGCAGAAAACGAUGGAGACCCUACCGUCUAUGGCCUAUCAGUAACACCACUCACGCAAUGCGCACAUUGGCACUCCCCGCUCGACAUCAUUGCUAUUAAGCAUUUCUGCUGCAAGAAAUUCUACGCGUGCAUCAGCUGCCACGAUGCGCUCGAGACGCAUACAUCAGAAGUUUGGCCCCCAACGCGACGAGAUGAGAGUGCUGUGCUAUGUGGGCAGUGCAAGCAUGUCCUGACCGUAGAUGAGUACCUAGAGAGCGGGAGCAAAUGCACAAGAUGCACGAGUAAAUUCAAUCCAGGCUGCAAGAACCAUUGGGGGCUAUACUUUCAACUUGAUGGGAAUAUCACUUGACCGAAAAGAAAUCCAUGCCUAUUAUUCUGGGGUAUAUGAGGGGCUCCAGCCAAGAUAAAAGAAAAUCAUACACACAUUACCCUCGCCUGUUCCU
Messenger RNA from Bipolaris sorokiniana ND90Pr, 718 nucleotides. RefSeq lists its product as uncharacterized. The record is from RefSeq and is a predicted model, not a curated record. Gene Ontology annotation, biological process: protein import into mitochondrial intermembrane space. Bases 265 to 624 code for a protein of 119 amino acids. NCBI's taxonomy places the organism in Eukaryota, Fungi, Ascomycota, Dothideomycetes, Pleosporales, Pleosporaceae. Gene Ontology annotation, molecular function: zinc ion binding. Gene Ontology annotation, cellular component: mitochondrial intermembrane space. The transcript has a single exon.